AUGAAGUCGCCAACAGAUUCCAUCGCAUUUUUCACCAAUUCUUUGACAGUUUCACCUGAAGUGCAUGGUAUGGUAUCCAAAAUCGUCCGUCGAAGUGUGUAAAUCUGGAGUUUAGGCAUCUAAAAUCAAAAAAUAAUAAUAUAAAAGGUCUAGUGUAACAACGAAUAAAUAAAGAACUUGGAAAAAAAUUGAAUUAGCUAAUUGUCGAAUAAACUUACAGGUUUAGGGAGAAAUGCUACAGUUUUGACAAGAUUUUGCAAAAGAUUUUCGCGCAAGUUUUUAUUUUUGGGAACACUUGACCCAUCUCCGUUAUGUGUCAAGUCUGCACCAAAAAAUAAAUUUCGUUGUUUUUGCGGGAAAACAGAUUUUGAGUAAGUCCUACUAGAAUUUCGUGAAUUUCACAGCAGUCGAGAUGUUUAUAGGUCAUUUUGGAGAGCGUAUCUGUGAAAACAUAUGUUAUAUCAAUGUUAUACUUGACAUAACUUCUUACUUUUUGGUUUCAGAUGCCAAAACUCGAGAUUUACACUCUCCGGGGGACGAUUUUGGAUACCAUUCCAUGCUGUUCAGGUGAAACUGUAAAAGAAUUGGUGAAAAAUGCGAUGGAAUCGAAGAAACUUCGAAUUGAAGAGGCCAGAUGCCUAAAACAACAAAAAAAGGAUGGAACUUGGACGAAAAUCAGGUGGAAAGACAAAGUUGGGGAUGAUGAUGCUGUCUAUCGGAUCACCAGGGAUCCGCAAAAGGUGAUUUCUCUCAAUGUAUUUAGUUAUUCAGUGUUUAGUUACUUCUAAAACAUCGAGUUCGAGUUGUGGACUUCAAUGGCGAAGAAAUUGGUCGAUUCCCCACUAGAUGCGGAAAAUCCGUGUUGAAUAUUGUUAAUGAUGUUUGCAGACAGCUGCAGAUCGAGAAAGAAAGGGUGUUAUCAACCGAGAUUCGGAUAGGAAAUGGGUUUAAACGGGUCCCCAAAGAUUCGAUGGUCAAUUUUAAUGAUGUUGUUGUGAUAAUUGUGGAUGAAUUGGAAAGAGUAAGGUUGCUGAUGGUCGCAAAAACCCUUGAACUUCUUUUCAGGACCACAUUCGAAUAGAGAACGGUGAACCGGUCCUUCCAAGAUGUCUUUCCGUACUAAAAUUGGUCGAUUUAUUGAGGGAGUACAAACAUGUAAGUUAAUUUCAAAUUACAUUUAUUUUUGCAUUUAGUCCAAUAGAGGAAAAGAGCCUCGCGGAAAGACGAUAAACGUAGAGGAAUUUAUCAAGAAGCUGGAAUCUGGAAAACGAGUUGAUGAAGCUGAGAAGUAUUUGAUCUCCAGAAGUGUAGUAGACCCUCUUUGUGAGCAUUGUCUUCGAAGAGGAAGCCCAUGGAGAAAUGAAUCUCGCCUGUAUUUGAAUAAUUUGUUCGCUCCGUACCCGCAACUUCAUGUGGUAGGGGGUUUGUUACUUUGAAUUUAUUUUUAGGAUGAAUUUGUGUCUCCGAUUGAUCGUAAUCUGGAGAAGGAUCCCUUUGAUAAUGUCCUAUCCAACCGACUGUUCGUCAGUCUUCGACACAGGAGGGCCAGUUUGAAGAGAAUCUCCAAAGAAAAUUUUAGAAAUAAAUGA
Molecule: messenger RNA, 1589 nt
Organism: Bursaphelenchus xylophilus (pine wood nematode)
Lineage: Eukaryota; Metazoa; Nematoda; Chromadorea; Rhabditida; Aphelenchoididae
Source: the annotation of a GenBank genome assembly